Molecule: messenger RNA, 693 nt
Organism: Sparassis crispa
Lineage: Eukaryota; Fungi; Basidiomycota; Agaricomycetes; Polyporales; Sparassidaceae
Exons: 5
Coding region: 1-693 (230 amino acids)
Source: RefSeq, a predicted model, not a curated record
AUGGCGAGGAAGAAAAGAACACCCAACUUUGAGCAAUUCACUGUCUUAGAAGAAACCACUGAUGGCAUCAACUACCACCACUACAUCGUUUCAUGGAGUCGUGACAUCGUGCAGCAUACAGAAUACGUAUCUGCAUGCAACAAAGUAUCUGCACGAACGUCCUUCUAUACUGAUGUGGGUGAUAAAGAUGCACCAUCAUUUGAUCUGUCUGAACUCUGCAGGCCAACUUCUGGUAUCCCUGAUGACAACGAAGACAUAGAUCUCUUCAACCUGGACCCCCAGUAUUUAGAGGAUGUAGAGAAACUGUGUGGACAUAAGCCUCACCGCCGUGGUGCAGGGGAAUGGGUUCCUGAAAUUAACAACUAUCUCGCCAAGAUGCUGCAGCUGGAGGGGCAUUGUGGUUUUGACACCGAGCACUGCCAGUUUUGUGAGGAGGGCCCGACAAUGGUUCAUUGCAAGGCGCACUCCUUUCCAUCACGUGCAGCCACAUCGAUGAACCCCAAGACAGCUGCUACUUUCCAGCUUUGCCGAUAUACACACCUCCUGAUGACUCAAUUCAAGACCUCUGGCUAUGAAUUCUACCAGAGCCUUGCCCGGCUGACCGAUAACACCGGUGUGCAGAUGCCUAAGGAUCAUUAUUCUGCCUUCAUGCACAUUAUGUGUAUGUGGAGGCAUCUCAAAAUGCUGAAAUGA